GCACUCUACACUAUGAAAAAGAAACCCUAACCAUUAACAUAAAGAACCUCCACUCUCCAAGCUCCAACAGUCUCACCCCUAACCUCCCUCUCCUCCUCAUCUCCUCCUCCUCAAACAUGAAGCUCACACUCCUCUCCUUCUUCUUCAUCAUCAUCAUCUCAUUCUUCCAUUUCUCCCACACCACCCCACAAAACUUCACCUCCAUUUUCAGCUUCGGAGACUCGCUCGCCGACACCGGCAACUUUCUCCUCUCCGGCGCCCUCACCUUCCCCUCCAUCAGUCAGCUCCCUUACGGGAUGACCUACUUCCACCACCCCACCGGCCGUUGCUCCGACGGCCGUCUUGUUGUGGACUUUAUUGCUGAGUCCCAAGGUCUUCCUCUUCUCCAGCCAUACUUAGCUCCAAAUCAAAACUUCCGGCAAGGGGCGAACUUCGCCGUCGCCGGUGCGACGGCCAUGAACCCUGCGGCGCUCAUCGAAAUGGGCAUCAGCCGCUACAUCUGGACCAAUUUCUCCCUCACCACUCAACUCCAGUGGUUCGACAAGCUAAAACCUUCCCUUUGCAAAACCACCCAAGAAUGCAGCGAAUACUUCAAGAAAUCCCUCUUCCUCGUCGGCGAAAUUGGGGGUAACGACUACAAUUACGCCUUCUUCUCCGGCAAGUCUGCAGCCGAGGUUACCUCAUUAGUUCCCAGAGUCGUGAGCGCUAUUGCGGAGACCAUUGAAGGGUUAAUUGAGAGAGGAGCGGUGAAUCUAGUGGUGCCGGGGAACUUGCCGGUGGGGUGCUCGACGGCGUACCUUACGCUGUUUGCGACGGCGGAGAAGGAGGAGUAUGAUGGCCGGAAUGGGUGUCUGAAGAAACUGAACGCAUUUGCAAGGUAUCAUAAUGAGUUUCUGAGAAUGGCAAUGGGGGAGCUGAGGAGAAAGCACCCGAAUGCAAGAAUUAUAUAUGCGGAUUACUACGGUGCGGCCAUGCGAUUCGCGCAUGCUCCUCGUCAUUUUGGUUUUGGGAUGGGUGCCCUACAAACAUGUUGUGGGGGCGGGGGCCCAUACAACUUCAACGUGACCGCUCGCUGUGGCCAUCCUGGCUCCCAUGCAUGCAACGACCCCUCAAGCUACGUGAGUUGGGACGGCAUUCACCUCACCGAAGCUGCUUAUCACCAUAUUGCCGCUGGUCUGUUGAAGGGCUCUUUUACAGAUCUACCCCUCAUGACCUAAUUUAUUAUCAUUAAUUAAAUAUUGUCGCUAUUUAAUUAGUUUACAUUUUGGGUGAUUAAAUAAAUUUUAAUUUAGCUUUUUUGAUGGAAUGUUUCUAUGUCUUUAUAAGUAUCUGUGUUGGAUGUUGAGAGAUUUAAGUAAACGGCACUUGAAAUCUAUGUAU
Phalaenopsis equestris is the source of this 1380-nucleotide messenger RNA. Its product is annotated as GDSL esterase/lipase At5g45910-like. The transcript has 5 exons. NCBI's taxonomy places the organism in Eukaryota, Viridiplantae, Streptophyta, Magnoliopsida, Asparagales, Orchidaceae. Bases 117 to 1217 code for a protein of 366 amino acids. Gene Ontology annotation, molecular function: hydrolase activity, acting on ester bonds. The record is from RefSeq and is a predicted model, not a curated record.